Alligator mississippiensis (American alligator) is the source of this 15237-nucleotide messenger RNA. RefSeq names its product teneurin transmembrane protein 4 (gene TENM4). Gene Ontology annotation, biological process: neuron development; heterophilic cell-cell adhesion; signal transduction. The record is from RefSeq and is a predicted model, not a curated record. Lineage: Eukaryota; Metazoa; Chordata; Crocodylia; Alligatoridae. Gene Ontology annotation, cellular component: membrane; neuron projection. The transcript is spliced from 32 exons. Gene Ontology annotation, molecular function: protein homodimerization activity; cell adhesion molecule binding; protein heterodimerization activity. The coding region runs from base 608 to 9076 and encodes 2822 amino acids.
AGACCAGCUUUGAAUGCAUGUGUGCUUGUCAUUCCCAGGCAUUGUAGGAUUGGUUCCUGCCUCCCAUUCAUGUAACCUGUGUGUGUCUCUCUUUCUCUCUGUGUAUGUGUGUAACGGAGGGAGAGAGAGGGAGAGAGAGGCAAGGAGAGGAGGGGAGGGGGGUGGAAGCUUUAAAUAAAGCCUUUGGAUUGCAGCUGCUUGUACUGGGCAGCCUUACCAGGGACACUUUCUGCCAGGGAAGAAGCUGGACCGGUCUGUGUGGUGGUGGUGGUGGUGGUGGUAUUGUUCCUCUGCCUCUUUUUAGGAUGAGCUCCUGUGCCUGGCUGUAGUUGCCCACUUUGGGAUCCUGCUGAGGAGCUGUACCUAUAAGUGGCUUUGCACUGGGGAAGCCUGCAGACAUGGUAGACUGAGAUUAACACAUGUCCAGUUUGAAAUUGCAUACUUCAAGGAGUAUUUGAUGGAUUAUUCCUAGAUACUUCAAAAAGUUUCACAUUGAAGCCUUGAGGGAAGCCCACAGCUUUUGAAAACUCUCUGCUUUGAUAUUAUUCCAAUCCAGUUGCCACACAGACACUAUAAUUUUAAUGUUGAAGACUCAGACGAGGGGGCCAUGGAUGUGAAGGAAAGGAAACCGUACCGAUCUCUGACCAGGCGCCGCGACACAGAGCGCCGCUACACCAGCUCUUCGGCAGAGAGCGAAGAUAACAAAAUACCCCAGAAGUCCUACAGCUCCAGUGAGACUCUGAAAGCUUAUGAUCAAGAUUCCAGGUUGACCUACAGUAAUCGGGUCAAAGACAUGGUACACCAGGAGGCUGAUGAAUUUUGCCGAACAGGAGCCAACUUCUCUCUGCGAGAGCUGGGCCUGGAGGAUGUGAACCCCACCCAUGGGACUUUAUACAGGACUGAGAUGGGGCUGCCCCACUGCGGCUACUCGAUCAGUGCCGGCUCCGAUGCUGACACGGAGGCCGAUGCAGCCAUGUCCCCAGAGCCCCCGGUGAGACUCUGGGGGCGCAGCACCAAGUCGGGCCGCAGCUCCUGUUUGUCGAGCCGCGCCAACUCCAACCUCACGCUUACCGACACGGAGCAUGAAAACACCGAAACCGGUCCUCCCUUGCAUUGUUCAUCCGCUUCAUCAACCCCUAUUGAGCAGUCCCCUUCCCCUCCCCCUUCCCCACCGGCCAAUGAGAGCCAGAGAAGGUUGCUAGGCAAUGGUGUGGCCCAGCCAACCCAGGACUCUGACUCUGAGGAAGAGUUUGUCCCUAAUUCAUUCUUAGUUAAAAGUGGCUCUGGAAACCUCUGUGUCCCUGCCAAUGAUCAUCCACCGAAUCUUCAGAACCAUCCAAGACUUCGGACUCCUCCACCUCCAAUAUCACAUGCUCACACACCAAAUCAGCAUCAUGCGGCCUCCAUCAACUCCCUGAACAGAGGGAACUUUACUCCCCGCAGCAACCCCAGCCCUGCUCCUACCGAUCACUCUCUUUCUGGAGACCAGCCAGCCAGCACCCAAGAGCCAGCCCAUGCUCAGGACAACUGGUUACUCAACAGUAACAUCCCACUGGAGACAAGAAACAUAGCAAAGCAGACAUUCCUAGAGACAUUGCAGGACAACCUCAUUGAGAUGGACAUUCUCACCUCCUCCCGACAUGACGGUGCUUACAAUGAUGGGCACUUCCUGUUUAAACCUGGAGGCACCUCGCCCCUCUUUUGUACAACGUCGCCAGGAUACCCCCUGACGUCCAGCACUGUGUACUCACCUCCCCCUAGGCCCCUUCCCAGAAGUACAUUCUCUAGGCCUGCCUUUAACCUGAAGAAGCCCUAUAAGUACUGUAACUGGAAAUGUGCCGCUCUGAGUGCCAUUAUCAUCUCAGUCACCCUCGUGAUCCUGCUGGCAUAUUUUAUCGCCAUGCACCUGUUUGGCCUAACCUGGCACCUGCAGCCGAUGGAAGGGCAGAUGUAUGAAAUCACGGAAGACACAUCCAGCAGUUGGCCAGUGCCAACGGACGUCUCCUUAUAUCCCUCAGGGGGCACAGGGUUAGAGUUACCUGACAGGAAAGGCAAAGGACCCAGCGAAGGAAAGCCCAGUAGUUUCUUUCCAGACGACAGUUUUAUAGACUCCGGAGAAAUUGAUGUUGGCAGACGAGCCACACAGAAGAUUCCUCCUGGUAUCUUUUGGAGAUCUCAGGUGUUCAUUGAUCACCCAGUACAUCUGAAGUUCAAUGUGUCGCUGGGAAAGGCUGCUCUGGUUGGCAUCUAUGGCAGAAAGGGCCUUCCUCCUUCACAUACGCAGUUUGACUUUGUGGAGCUCCUUGAUGGGCGACGUCUGCUUACCCAGGAGGCGAGGAGCUUGGAAGGACCUCAGCGGCAACACAGAGGCUUUGUGCCCAUGUCCAGCCAUGAGACAGGAUUUAUCCAGUAUUUGGAUUCAGGAAUAUGGCACCUGGCCUUCUACAAUGACGGGAAAGAGUCUGAGGUGGUUUCUUUUCUUACGACUGCCAUUGAAUCCAUGGAUAACUGUCCCAGUAACUGCUAUGGAAAUGGAGACUGCGUGUCUGGGACCUGCCAUUGCUUCCUUGGCUUUCUGGGCCCUGAUUGUGGCCGAGCAUCUUGUCCAGUCCUGUGCAGUGGGAAUGGACAGUACAUGAAGGGGAGGUGCCUGUGCCACAGUGGCUGGAAAGGGGCAGAAUGUGACGUUCCAACUAACCAGUGCAUAGAUGUCUCCUGCAAUAACCAUGGCACGUGCAUCAUGGGGACCUGUAUCUGCAACCCAGGAUAUAAAGGCGAGAGCUGUGAAGAAGUGGACUGCAUGGACCCCACCUGUUCUGGACGAGGCGUGUGCGUUCGGGGAGAAUGUCACUGCUCUGUUGGCUGGGGAGGAACCAAUUGUGAGACUCCAAGAGCUACCUGUUUGGACCAAUGCUCCGGUCACGGGACCUUCCUGCCUGAUACCGGGCUCUGCAGCUGUGACCCCAACUGGACUGGACAUGAUUGCUCAAUCGAGAUUUGUGCAGCGGACUGCGGAGGACAUGGCAUUUGUGUCGGAGGCACCUGCCGCUGCGAGGAGGGUUGGAUGGGCACAGCCUGUGAUCAGCGGGCGUGUCACCCACGCUGCAAUGAGCAUGGGACAUGCCGGGACGGCAAGUGUGAAUGCAGCCCAGGCUGGAACGGAGAGCACUGCACUAUUGAGGGGUGCCCAGGCUUGUGCAACGGCAAUGGGAGAUGCACUCUGGACAUGAAUGGCUGGCACUGCGUCUGCCAACUGGGCUGGAGAGGAGCGGGCUGUGACACUUCCAUGGAGACAGCCUGCGGGGACGGAAAAGACAACGAUGGAGAUGGCUUGGUGGACUGCAUGGACCCAGACUGCUGCUUGCAGCCUUUGUGUCACAUUAACUCGCUGUGCCUGGGCUCCCCUGACCCCCUGGAUAUCAUACAGGAGACGCAAGCCCCCAUAUUGCAGCAGAACUUGCACUCGUUCUAUGACCGAAUCAAGUUCCUGGUUGGCAAGGACAGCACUCACGUCAUUCCUGGAGAGAAUCCAUUUGAAGGAGGGCAUGCGUGUGUGAUUCGAGGUCAGGUGAUGACAGCAGACGGGACCCCUCUGGUCGGAGUGAACAUCAGCUUUGUCAACAACCCUCUUUUUGGCUACACAAUCAGCAGGCAAGAUGGCAGCUUUGAUCUUGUCACUAUCGGCGGGAUCUCCAUUAUCCUCCACUUUGAGCGGGCUCCUUUCAUCACUCAAGAACACACACUGUGGCUGCCUUGGGAUCGCUUUUUUGUAAUGGAAACCAUUGUCAUGAGGCACGAAGAGAAUGAGAUUCCAAGCUGUGAUCUCAGCAACUUCGCCCGCCCCAACCCCAUUGUCUCCCCAUCCCCGCUGACAGCAUUUGCAAGCUCCUGUUCGGAGAAAGGCCCCAUUGUUCCUGAAAUCCAGGCCUUGCAAGAGGAGAUUAACAUUUCCGGCAGUAAAAUAAAGCUGAGCUACCUGAGCAGUCGCACAGCUGGCUACAAAUCAGUCUUGAGGAUCAGCAUGACGCAUCCCACCAUCCCCUUCAACCUCAUGAAAGUCCACCUCAUGGUGGCCGUCGAGGGACGCCUCUUCAGGAAAUGGUUUGCUGCUGCCCCGGACCUCUCCUACUACUUCAUCUGGGACAAGACAGACGUGUACAGUCAGAAGGUGUAUGGGCUGUCGGAGGCCUUCGUUUCUGUGGGCUAUGAAUAUGAAUCAUGUCCUGACCUGAUCCUAUGGGAGAAGAGGACAGCAGUGCUUCAGGGCUAUGAAAUCGAUGCUUCCAAGCUUGGAGGAUGGUCCUUGGACAAGCAUCAUGCUCUUAACAUACAGAGCGGCAUCUUGCAUAAAGGAAACGGUGAAAACCAGUUUAUCUCUCAGCAGCCGCCUGUCAUCGGAAGCAUUAUGGGCAACGGACGCCGGCGGAGCAUUUCCUGUCCAAGCUGUAAUGGCCUGGCAGAUGGUAACAAGCUCCUGGCUCCUGUUGCCCUAACAUGUGGAUCAGAUGGAAGCCUUUAUGUUGGAGACUUCAACUACAUCCGAAGGAUCUUUCCCUCUGGCAAUGUCACCAACAUACUGGAGCUCAGCCACAGCCCAGCACAUAAGUAUUACCUGACAACAGACCCAAUCACUGGCUCCAUCUACCUCUCUGACACUAACAGCCGGCGCAUCUACAAGAUCAAGUCAACCACAGCCGUGAAGGAUAUUGUCAAGAAUUCAGAGGUGGUGGCAGGGACUGGGGAUCAGUGCCUUCCUUUUGAUGACACCCGCUGCGGAGAUGGGGGCAAAGGCACCGAGGCUACGCUGACUAACCCCCGGGGCAUCACUGUGGACAAGUUUGGGCUGAUUUAUUUUGUGGAUGGCACCAUGAUCAGACGCAUUGACCAGAAUGGCAUCAUCUCGACCAUGCUAGGUUCCAACGACCUGACAUCUGCCAGGCCCCUUAGCUGCGACUCUGUCAUGGACAUUUCUCAGGUUCGUCUAGAGUGGCCCACAGACCUGGCAGUCAACCCAAUGGAUAAUUCCCUGUAUGUCCUCGACAAUAAUGUUGUGUUGCAGAUCUCUGAGAAUCACCAAGUGCGCAUUGUGGCAGGAAGGCCUAUGCACUGUCAGGUCCCAGGCAUUGACCACUUCCUCCUCAGCAAAGUGGCGAUCCAUGCCACCUUGGAAUCUGCUACAGCUUUGGCUGUUUCUCAUAACGGGGUCCUGUACAUCGCUGAGACGGAUGAGAAGAAGAUCAACCGCAUCAGGCAGGUCACCACCAACGGAGAGAUCUCUCUUGUUGCUGGUGCGCCAAGCAGCUGCGACUGCAAGAAUGAUGCCAACUGUGACUGCUUCUCUGGGGAUGAUGGGUAUGCAAAAGAUGCCAAGCUCAAUGCCCCUUCCUCCCUGGCAGUGUGUGCAGAUGGGGAGUUGUAUGUUGCCGAUCUUGGAAAUAUCCGAAUCCGCUUCAUUCGGAAGAACAAGCCAUUCCUCAACACACAGAACCUAUACGAGCUGUCCUCCCCUAUAGACCAGGAGCUCUACUUGUUUGACACCAGCGGUAAACACCUUUAUACCCAGAGCCUUACCACAGGAGAUUACCUCUACAAUUUCACCUACUCGGGAGAUGGAGACAUAACCCUGAUCACUGAUAACAACGGUAACUUAGUCAAUAUUCGGAGGGAUUCCACUGGAAUGCCACUCUGGCUAGUGGUGCCAGAUGGCCAGGUCUACUGGGUGACAAUUGGCACCAACAGCGCACUCAAGAGUGUGACAAUGCAAGGGCAUGAAGUGGCCAUGAUGACGUACCAUGGCAACUCUGGUCUUCUUGCCACCAAGAGCAAUGAAAAUGGAUGGACAACGUUUUAUGAGUACGACAGCUUUGGGCGCCUCACUAACGUGACGUUCCCCACGGGCCAAGUCAGCAGCUUCCGCAGCGAUACCGACAGCUCCGUGCACGUCCAGGUCGAGACAUCCAGCAAGGACGAUGUGACCAUAACAACCAAUCUAUCCGCCUCGGGUGCCUUCUACACCCUCCUGCAAGACCAAGUCCGCAACAGCUACUACAUAGGUGCUGAUGGUUCUCUACGGCUGAUGCUUGCUAAUGGCAUGGAGGUGGCACUGCAGACCGAGCCCCACCUCCUGGCUGGCACGGUGAACCCAACAGUGGGGAAGAGGAACGUGACUCUGCCCAUUGAUAACGGCCUCAAUCUGGUUGAGUGGAGGCAGCGGAAGGAGCAAGCCAGAGGGCAGGUCACCGUCUUCGGGCGCAGGCUGCGGGUGCACAACAGGAACUUGCUAUCCUUGGAUUUCGAUCGCGUAACCAGAACAGAAAAAAUCUAUGAUGAUCAUCGCAAGUUCACACUGCGGAUCCUGUAUGACCAAGCAGGGAGGCCCAGCCUCUGGUCUCCUAGCAGCAGACUGAACGGCGUAAAUGUGACAUAUUCCUCCGGGGGACAUAUUGCAGGCAUCCAGAGAGGAACGAUGUCAGAGAGGAUGGAGUAUGAUCAGUCAGGCAGAAUUAUAUCCAGAAUCUUUGCUGAUGGAAAAUCAUGGAGCUACACUUACUUAGAGAAGUCCAUGGUGCUGCUUCUUCACAGCCAGAGGCAGUAUAUCUUUGAGUUUGAUAAGAAUGAUCGAUUGUCAUCUGUGACAAUGCCCAACGUUGCCCGACAGACCUUGGAAACCAUCCGCUCUAUCGGGUACUACAGGAACAUCUAUAAGCCUCCGGAGGGCAAUGCCUCAGUCAUUCAGGAUUUCACUGAGGAAGGGCAACUCCUUCAUACCCUGUACAUGGGGACAGGGAGGCGAGUCAUCUACAAGUAUGGGAAGUUAUCCAAGCUAGCUGAAAUGCUCUACGACACCACAAAGAUCAGCUUCACUUACGACGAGACCGCAGGCAUGUUGAAAACAAUCAACCUGCAAAAUGAGGGGUUCACCUGCACAAUCAGAUACAGGCAGAUUGGCCCACUCAUAGACCGCCAGAUCUUCCGCUUCACUGAGGAAGGUAUGGUGAACGCCCGCUUUGACUACAAUUAUGACAACAGCUUUAGGGUGACCAGCAUGCAAGCAGUAAUCAACGAAACACCAUUACCCAUCGAUCUCUACAGAUAUGAUGAUGUGUCAGGCAAAACAGAGCAGUUUGGUAAAUUUGGGGUCAUCUACUAUGACAUCAAUCAGAUCAUCACUACCGCCGUUAUGACUCACACCAAACACUUUGAUGCCUAUGGCAGAAUGAAAGAGGUUCAGUAUGAGAUAUUCAGGUCACUCAUGUACUGGAUGACUGUGCAGUAUGACAACAUGGGAAGAGUGGUGAAAAAGGAGUUGAAAGUUGGUCCAUACGCCAACACGACACGGUACUCUUAUGAGUAUGAUGCUGAUGGCCAGCUGCAGACCGUGUCUAUCAAUGACAAACCACUUUGGCGUUACAGUUACGAUCUAAAUGGAAACCUCCAUUUGCUUAGCCCUGGGAACAGUGCCCGCCUUACCCCGCUCAGGUACGAUCUCAGGGACAGGAUUACAAGACUAGGGGAUGUGCAGUACAAAAUGGAUGAAGACGGUUUCCUAAAACAAAGAGGGAAUGACGUUUUUGAGUACAACUCAGCUGGCUUGCUCAUCAAAGCCUACAAUAAAGCAAGUGGAUGGAGUGUGAAAUAUCGAUAUGAUGGCCUUGGAAGGAGAGUCUCUAGCAAAACAAGCCAUGGCCAUCAUUUACAGUUUUUCUAUGCAGACCUAACCAACCCCACCAAAGUCACCCACUUGUACAACCAUUCAAGUUCUGAGAUCACCUCCCUCUACUAUGACCUGCAAGGCCACCUCUUUGCAAUGGAGCUCAGCAGUGGAGAUGAGUUCUACAUCGCUUGUGAUAACAUUGGGACCCCUCUGGCUGUCUUCAGUGGGACAGGCUUAAUGAUCAAGCAGAUCUUAUACACGGCAUAUGGGGAAAUCUACAUGGACACCAAUCCCAAUUUCCAAAUCAUCAUUGGCUACCAUGGAGGCCUGUAUGACCCUCUCACUAAGCUCAUCCACAUGGGCAGGAGAGACUAUGACGUGCUAGCUGGGCGGUGGACGAGUCCAGACCACAACUUGUGGAAACAUCUGAGCAGCAACAACAUAAUGCCUUUCAACCUUUAUAUGUUCAAAAACAACAACCCUAUUAGCAAUUCUCAGGAUAUCAAAUGUUACAUGACAGAUGUCAACAGCUGGCUGCUCACCUUUGGGUUCCAACUUCACAAUGUUAUCCCUGGAUAUCCCAAGCCGGAUAUGGAUGCAAUGGAGCCAUCAUACGAGCUUAUUCACACACAGAUGAAGACCCAAGAGUGGGACAACAGCAAGUCAAUCUUGGGGGUGCAGUGCGAAGUGCAGAAACAGCUGAAGGCCUUCGUCACGUUGGAACGCUUCGAACAAAUUUACAGCUCCAGCAUUGCCGGGUGCCGACAAGUCAAGGAGAACAACAGGUUUGCCUCAGGAGGGUCUAUCUUCGGGAAAGGAGUAAAGUUUGCCAUGAAGGACGGGCGAGUGGCCACCGACAUCAUCAGCAUGGCCAACGAGGACGGGCGGAGAAUCGCAGCCAUCCUGAACAAUGCCCACUACCUGGAGAACUUGCACUUCACCAUAGAUGGAGUGGACACGCACUAUUUCAUUAAGCAAGGGCCAUCGGAAAGUGACCUGUCCAUCCUGGGCCUCAGUGGCGGGCGGCGAACCCUGGAGAACGGCGUGAAUGUGACGGUGUCCCAAAUCAACACAGUGCUUAGUGGAAGGACUAGACGCUACACAGACAUCCAGCUCCAGUACGGCGCGCUGUGUCUAAACACCCGCUAUGGGACCACCUUGGAUGAAGAGAAGGCCCGCAUCCUGGAGCUGGCCAGGCAGCGCGCUGUCACCCAGGCCUGGGCCAGGGAGCAGCAGAGACUGCGGGAUGGGGAGGAGGGCAUUCGCUCGUGGACAGAAGGGGAGAAGCAGCAGGUGCUUAACACAGGUCGGGUACAGGCCUACGAUGGCUACUUUGUGAUCUCAGUGGAGCAGUACCCAGAACUGUCAGACAGCGCCAACAACAUCCAUUUUAUGAGACAGAGCGAAAUGGGCAGAAGGUGACAUAGAGGGUCCAGACGCUGACUUCUUGCCAAAGACAGCUACUCUUUUGUGGCCACUUACAUGACUGUGUUGUACUCAAUCCUUUUUCUAAAAACAAGCAAGGCAGGGGGAGGAAAAGAGAGAGAGAGAGAGAUGAUAACACGGUUGCACUGUAACUCAUGCAACGUACCUUUUUCUUUCCUUUUCUUUUCUUUCAAAUUUGGCCUUCACGCGGUUUUUGCAAUGAACAGAAGGUAUGUUUUGCCGUUGCGUGAUCACAGUGAAAUUUGCUGUCUUUUGUCCUCCCCGCCCCAACCCCGCAACCUUGUGAGGAAUUUCAAGUGGGGAGUCGUCAACGUACGUCCGUAGGUUACUCGAUGUGAAGUGAGAAAUGGGUGUCUGUGCUAACUCGUUUCAUCCUAACCGUUGCCGAUUUGGGACAGGGAGAGAGAAGCCUCUCGCCCAAGGAACAAGGACGGGGGCCAAAGCGGAAGAUGACACUGAUUCCGAACCUCUUAACGUGACUGUCUGAAUCGUGUGCCUCAAAAGAGAACUUACCAGUAGUUUUCACGUUUCACUUGGGACAAAGUAUUUUUGGGCUCCUGCUGUGCAGAAGUAGAUUAUAGAGGCAAAGGAGCUGAUUAUAUUAACUUGCAAGAUGAUUCUCUUCCUUCCUGAACUGGAAUAAAAAAAAAAAAUCAGUCUUUUUUCAUUAUGAGAGUAGGUUUUUUUAUUUUAUUUUAUUUUAUUUUUUGGUGCGUGUGCAAAUCCUGUUUUUAGUUAAAAUCCAGUAAAGGCCAAGAAAGAUGUUCCCGCUUUACUAUGAAAAGCAAAAAAAACAAACCUCUCUGUCUUGCACAGAGCUGUUAAGAGGUGGAUUGAAUACACCGAAGUUGUACAUUUGUUAACCUCAUUAAAUGUAUAGUAUUUCAGGUCACCAGGUUACAUGGACAGCAGUCCGCUGUCCUGUGUCUGAUAAAGGAAGUUAAUUUUUAGGAAACUAAUUUGAAUUUUGUGUUCAAGUGAUAGACCAUUGAAAAGUCAAACUCUGUCAUUCCUGCUUUUGGGGGUUGUUUUUAAUUGGCCUGAAAAUUAAGCAACACUCUGGCAAGUCAUUCAAUCAUGACUAUGGCAAAUAGAUAACAGUCUCUCUGGGAUUUUUGGCAGUGGGCAUUUUAAAAUGUUUACUAAGCAGCAACAGCAUGCAACUGGUAGGAUAAGGAGGAAAAUAUCAGACCCAUCGUCUAACUGUUCCUAGUCCCUGGAGUUUGAAUUAAAGGAAUAGCCCAGGUGAGUGCUAGUUGUGACAAGGAGGCGUUGUAACAGAAAGGCCCGCUGCAGAGGAGACCAAGCAGUUUAAUAAGAAACUGCUGACGAAGUUGCUCGGCAUGCUAAUGUAAUUUAUAUUCAUGUAACCCCCUUGCUCUGAUUUCUGCAAGAGUCCUUGUGAUUCGAGUGAACGAGGAGACUGAUCUAAACCUUUCUAUCUGAGUUGGGUGGGGAUGUGGGACAUCUCUGUGCUAAGAGAAAAUGAAGCAUCACAACAUCCAGACCUCUGGGUAAAAUUGCUCCAGAACAGACCAAUGUCUCACAUUCUCCCUGUGACUUCUUGAACUUUCACCCUUGCUCGUAGCCUUUAUGAAGGCCCUGAAAUGUUUCAGUUCCUUUGCUCCCAGGUUCGAAACAGAGGCCGACUCUGGCUUGUCUGAGCCCAACAAGGGAGAGUUUUUCAAGCUCUUCUUUGGCAUAUGCAGUCCUACAAGCCGCUGAGAUCACUCCCUCACCCACGCUCCCACUACAGCCCAGCCCCAUCAGUCCUGCCUUCCUCCAAAAAAAGAUGUCCCUGUUUCUGCUCAGGCCUAUGCCAACCAUGCAAGUUUGAGGGAGAGGGUAUCCUGCUGGACCAAUGAGUAGAGAAAAUGGUGGUAAUCUCAAUCCUAUCUUGGCAUUGCCCAAGAGGCUGCUGGACAUCUCCCAAGAGACUUUGCUCACUAAAAUUUCCAACGCAGUGCUUCAAACCCAAACCCACUGUAAGUGCCAGGUGCUAACAUUCACUGAGCCCAAGGGAUGUUACAAAGUGGAUGGCAUUCCACUAUCCCCUGUGUCCAUGGGGGCGAAGGACACCAAGAGGGGUUCAACUGCAACAGUAGACAUUUAGGUUGGAGGUAUUAGGACAAACCAUGUAACUGAGGGCCAGUGAAGCAGAUUACCCAGAGAGGGAGAGACCUCCUGAGGGAUCCUCCAUCUUUAUUUGUCUGUGAUUCAAACCCAGAUUCUUGCACGGUUCACCCUGUCACUAAUCCUCCUCCACAGUCAUGGCCUUUCCUGAGUCCUCCCGACUUCCUGGAAGGAAGGUGUGUCUGUGAGAAGGUGUAACCCAGUGUUAUUAGUUAAACUCCCCUUGCAGAACGGGAGAACUGGCUACCGGGAAGCAGCCUUUGCAAGGGAAUAGCCAGAAGCUGGGUGGAGGUCUUAAAACAGCAGGCCAUUGUGUCUGAGCACUUUUGCUACUGCAUGGAGGAGCAUAGGAGGCAGUGCACACAGCCAAAGCCAGGGAAAACUGUGCAGAAAUGAGGCAUGGCCCAAAUUCAAGGACAGUGUGCUGCAAAAUAGGUAGAUCCUUUGGUCCUGGUUACAUUUCUCUGUGUAUGUAGAUGAAUGAGAAGAGCGGGAAUGCACCAGGAUCUAGUCCCAUCGGCUUGUUACAAGGAGAAUGGAAGUGUUAUGAGGGUCAGCGGGCUACACUGACAUGGAGGAGAAGGGACAUUCACGUGAGAUUUUUUUUUUAAGACCCAGAUAGACAAAGCCUUGGCUGGGAUGAUCUAGUUGGGGCUGGUCCUGCUUUGAGCAGGGGGUUGGACUAGAUGUGACCUUCUGAGGGCCCUUCCAACCCUCAUUUUCUAUGACUCUAUAAAAUACCUCAUUGCAAACCCUGCUGGACUGUGAGGCCACUUUCACAGCUUUAUACAGUCUGUCAAGAUUAUUAGACAAGUUAAUACCCUGGAAUCAGCUUCCAGCUAUUCUUGAGUCUCACCUACCCACUGCACUCAUCAUGCCUGUAGGCAGGAGCUGGCCAGAGCCACGCCAUGGCCAAAGCCACACAAGUUGGCUUUAACUCUACAUGUGCAAGCAGGGUGUAGAGGUGCCUGGCUUCCCACUGAAAGCCGGGGAGGCCUGUAGCAGAAGCUCUGUGUAGCACACCAGAAAUACAAGGGUUGUUCUGAAUCACUGGUCCUACUCUAGACACUUAAAAAGCCCUUUAAAACCAAGGGACAUUGCUCUCAUUCUAGCUGGGCCAAACCUAUACUGUCCUAAUGAGACAGCUGAUGAUGUAGGUCUGCAGCUAGACACAAAGGCAUGAAGAAGCAGCUGAGGGUGUAGGGGAGUGGGUUUCAUCUUAUCAUCAGGGCACAGCAAUAUGAUGGACUAGUUGCAGUUUUGAAGCUACUCCCUGGAGCAGACAGAGCGAUGUGUGUGCUGCAGGUCUGUGGAGGCAAGCGGCUGCUUUUUCAUCAUGGGCAGUAGGUGCUUGUGCCUUUGGCCCCAGGGGUGGCAGGUUCAGUCCUGACGACUGGUCACCCCCUCUAGCAUCCUGGCUCCGAACACUCAUUAGCCUGCCAGCCCAUGCCGUCGUAUGGAGCAGCUGACUUCAGCUUUUGGCAUUGCCAGUGCUCCUUUCAGCCCCCUGAAGAAGUCCUGCCAGUCUCUCCAGGGAUCCUCCAGCAGCUUGAACCAAGGGAUGCUAGCUAAAAGUGAUCGUUUUUGAUCUGCCAUGGUUGACCUUUAGCCUAGGUGUCCUAAGGUCUCCUAACUGAGCUCCAACACAGCACUAAGUCCCACAAAAUUCCCCCGCUGGCCUGGCCUCUAUUUAUAGAGAUCCUGCAGGCUCAACUCCCCCUCUCCCUGCCCCACCAUAAGUAAUUAUUACUGGUGAUGAAAUGAGUUUAUCUGGAAGCAGAAGCAGAGCAGGCAGUGACCUGGACCAGAGUCAGAGCCCUGGAGCCCAGCACAAAUAAAUUUGGCUUGUCCAUUAACAAUCCAGACAAUGGACCAUUCAGCCCUACCUGAAGGGAGCUCAGGCUCAGGGAAGGAUUCCCAUAGUUUCCCCCGCCCCACCACCUUGUUCAUCCACCACGGCCAGGGCUCGUCAUAAAUGUUUUUUCCUUAACAAACUUGGCUUCUCGCUUACUCUCAUUUAUUCCGAAGGCAGCACGUUUGUGCAGCAGUUUCAGCCCCUGCUUGACUAAUUUAGCACAACAAGAAGUCCUAAAAUGUUUGUUUCUUCCAAGCUUUUUUUUAUUUUUUUGGACAGAAAUGUUCUGUACCCAGAGCUUGGAAAAAAAUCAUUAAGCCCCAGUGACCGGAGGGAAUCAUACAAUGCAUCAUAUCUUUGUCAUCCCUGCUAUUGAUCAGAGGCACAGUGAAAAUGGGCCAACAAAUCUAAAAAAAAAUACCAUGCGAGAACAGAUUAGAUGGAGGCCGUUAAGAGACCUGGUGCUUGAUUUGGGUUUAAAAGAGAGAUGAUUGGGAACAGUCCCCGAGACACCAUUUGGCUGGAGCUUGGGAACAGUGAGGGAUUUCUGUAAUAUAUCUGGAGUUGCUUUAUUGAGCUCUAGGAGCAGGGUAAGAUUCGGCUCAGUCUAUUACACAGACACUGUAACAAGAAUAAAUCAAAAUUGUUAAAAAAAAAAAAUCUAAUAAAGUACUUUUUCAGCUGUGACUUGUAAGUGUCACCAUGAUAGAUGGCAGCACAAUCCAUUAUGCAAAGACAAGGCUCUUAACAUGAUAUUUUAGAAUUCCCGUUCACAAUUUAUAGCAACCCCCCCCUUUGCCCCCCAUAUUUACGGCACAGCCGUCUGUUUUGAUUCAAUCGAGGCAUAAUUGAAACCAGGGCCACGGAUCUCCCUUAGCAAUGCAGGCACUCCUUAAACGGGGAGGUAAAAUAACUGGAUUUAAUAGUAAUAAUGGAGCUAAGGAUUGCUUGCCUUGUUAAGUGUUAUUUGUUUUAUCUUCUUGUCCGGCUGCAAAGGGCUGUCUCUCAGCACUGCUGAGCCUGGGAAAUACCCAUUAAUUACACUGAGGAUGGCAUGCAUAGCAGCAGGAUCUUGGAUGGGAGUGGGAAAAAAGCUUUGGCCCUUCUUCUACUUAAAUACAGAAUUCACCUACCUGACUUAGCACAGCAAACCUGGCAGAAAUGUAGUGUGUUAGUGACUUGACCUGUUUAUUUUUAUUCCUGCUAUUGCUGUCCUUGUUACGACUACAAAAGAGUGGUUGCCAUUUCUUUUCUAUUAUAGCCCAUAGUAAAUAUUUAGCUUUAUUAUUUUCCAAAGUUACAAUAAAGAGUUUACUGAGUUUAAAAGAAAUAAAGCCAAUGGACUUCUACGGCAGAGGUACACUUCAGUGAAGUGAUUGCAAAGUGAUUUGAAUAGAUGCGCUGCUGGAAGCAAACAGAGCGAUCGGUUCAGAACGGCCCUCAAAUGGACCUCGACCCAGGGAAGACUGUAUCAGGUCCUGCUAUAUGGGGCAGUCCAGGCUUCCUGCAGUAAUAUAUCAAGCUGUGUUAUUUGAAGUGAACAAAGUCUGGAAGUUAAGAGGGAGGGGGGGAAAUGCUCAUCUCUUUUUCUUUAAUUACUAUGAAACUUUGUGCAACUGAGAAAAAUGUUACGUGUCUUAACAGCCUCCAUCCCAGAGGUCAAUUCUGCGCAGUCAAAGGAGCCCAGAAAAAUCCAAGUGCACACCAACUAUAAAGAAAUAUAAUAUUUUUUUCAGAGCUCAAAACUGUUCUGGCAAAGACUAGGUUAAACCAUAGGACAGUUUCACCGAUGUUAUUGAAGUAACGAAGAAUCACAUUUUCUAGUAAAGCAAACCAAUCUGCUUGUUUUGCGUGAAGAUUUCCGAAGGCAGCUCCAGUCAAUGAGGAGGACUCUGUAUCAAAGCUGCGUCUACAGAGCAACACUGGAGACUCUUGUCAUUACCAUGUGUAAUAAUUUUCCUGAAGUCUGGAACUAAUUUUUUGAGAAAUUUUUUUUUCUCGACACUUUGUGUUUCUAACACUGUAUUCUUGACUGUGUAAAUACUCCGAGGCUGUAAAUAAGGCAGAUGUAGAUACCUUCUAGAAAAUCAAAAACAGAAGUGACCGUGUGUAGCCUUCGGUGACAAAUAAAAGAAUAUUUUGUGUUUAA